CAUGGCAGGAACUCGAGCAUUGCGCACGGCGCGGAAACUACUCCUAGCUGCCGCCCAUCUUGUGGAGAAGCAGCGUUUGCUGCUACGGUUGACUCUUGCGAUGGGCUGCACCCCAAAGAAACCUACUCCCAGCCCCAGCCAAGCCAGGAGGUUCAGCAAGAAGGUGAGAGAGUGGGCUGCUUUUUCGAAAAAUUCGUCCGAUUCGGUCGGCAGGAGGGAUUCUACUAGUGACAGCGGGGCCAACAAUAACAAUGGGUCGGUGUCUGAGCGAAGUGGCCCCGACGGGAAGGCGACGGGCGUACCCUGCUGCAGAGUUGUGCCGUUUAAAGAGAGCAGGGACGUCGCGAGGUGUAGUGUGAGCGAGGAAGACCUGCACAGAGGGCAGACGAUAGGGAACGGGGGGUUCGGGACGGUGUACGAGGGCAGGUACGGGGGAAAGCGCGUCGCGGUGAAGGUGCUGGACCGAUGCAGGCACAACCUUCCGGCGGCCGUGCAGAGCUUCAAGGCCGAGCUGUGCGUGUUGGACCUGCGGCACCCGAACAUUGUACGGACCCUCGCAGUGAGCUCGUCCACCUUAAAAGACAACACCUUCAUAGUGAUGGAACACGCAGGUGAGAAGAAUCUCCAACAGGUGAUCUCGGACCCCGAGGAACCCUUAUACAUCCGAAGACGUCUCCGAUUCGCCUUGGACAUUUCCAAAGCCUUGGACUACUCUCACAAGCACAACAUCGCGCACUUGGACUUGAAGCCGGCCAACGUGAUGGUCACCAGGGAGGAUCGCUGCAAGCUCGGGGACUUCGGGUGCUGCCAAGUUGUUGACGGGGAGACGGGGAGGGUGAGCCCGACGGAGCGCUCGCACCUCACCGGUACCUUCGCUUACCGCGCGCCCGAGCUCAUGCGGGGUGAACCGCCGACCACCCGCGCGGACAUAUACUCCUACGGGAUCACACUCUGGCAGAUGCGGGCACGAGAACACCCCUACACGGGCGAAAACCCUCACGUCGUGAUCUUUGGCGUCGUGGCCAACAACGUCCGACCAGCAUUUCCAGAAAAGGACUGCGAUGAAGACGCGUCGGUUCUGGAAGGUUGGUACAGAAGACACGCGUCCCGGUGUUGGAACGCACAACCGACUCACAGACCCUCGGCAGCAGAAGUUGUAGAAGUUCUGGAAGAGAAACUCUAUGCACUCAGAACUGACAGAAAUGAGAGCAUUUCGUGCUGACCGAAAUGGUGGCAUGUCUCGAAGCGCUAUGUUUUGUAUUGAACUUUGUGAUCAGAGUAUAUUUUGAUAUGACGUAUCUAUACAUGUUGCUGCUUGUACAAUUGAUGUUUUGGUUACUGUACUGAAAGAGACGGUAUGCGGGUAUACCAGGUUUUCUAAGAGUACUGGAGUAAAUAAUUUGCGAGUGCGAGUUUUGUACUGAAAGUGUAUUUUGUUAUUACUAGUGUGCAAAUGAAUGUUACUGUGGCGUUACAUGUUACUGUAACUGGAAACGGCGAUACGGGUUCAUAAAUAUGACAUAUUUUCUUCGAUUUACAUACUAGUACUAGGUGUUAAGUUUUCAAUGAUUAGAUACCAUAGUACUUAGUUAUCAAUUGAUAAAGUAAACUUACGGUGAAAACUACAGAACAGCAAAUAACAGAAAUUAGCAUAUAUCAGAUUUAAUAUGGCAAGUUUGAAAAAACAUUCAGAUGUAUCCAACCACGUUUUAAAUUCCUAGAAAUGGUUGGUUUUAUUUCAGAACUCUGCUUGUGCUGCUAUUAAUAUGGGCUAGAUGCUUAA
Messenger RNA from Branchiostoma belcheri (Belcher's lancelet), 1783 nucleotides. RefSeq names its product serine/threonine-protein kinase mos-like. Lineage: Eukaryota; Metazoa; Chordata; Leptocardii; Amphioxiformes; Branchiostomatidae. The transcript has a single exon. Gene Ontology annotation, biological process: protein phosphorylation. The coding region runs from base 2 to 1222 and encodes 406 amino acids. Gene Ontology annotation, molecular function: protein kinase activity; ATP binding. The record is from RefSeq and is a predicted model, not a curated record.